AACACCCCAGCAGAGAUGCUGCGGCAGUGGUCCGUGCAGUCGGGGCAGGCCCACGGGGAGCCAGCAGGCGAAGAGCUGUGGGAGCAGGAAAUGGAGCGGCUGUUUUGCUCCAGGGCACCCGUGCGGACGCUGCCCUAUGCCAUGGUGGACAAGCGCUUCAUCCGGCAGCUGCGCGAACCGCCCGAGGGGGUGAAGACCUCGUGCUGGCAGCGGUGGCAGCGCAGGCAGCAGACUGCAGGACGGCGCCUUGGGGAGGCAGUGCAUCGGCUGGCCCAGGGCUUUGGGCUCUGGGAAGGGGCACUCUACGAGAUCGGGGGCCUCUUUGGCACUGGAAUCCAGUCCUAUUUCACCUUCCUUCGCUUCCUGUUGCUGCUCAAUCUGCUGACCCUGCUUCUGACCUCCAGCUUCGUCCUGCUGCCCAUGGUCUGGCUCCGCCCCCCUGACCCAGGCCCUGCCUUGAACUUCACCCUCCAGUGCCCUGGUGGCACCCAGCUCCAGACUGGUGUUCCCAAUUUCCACAAUCAAUUUUGGAAUGUUCUAACUGGCAGGGCCUUCAACAACACCUAUCUCUUUUAUGGUGGGUACCGGGCGGGCCCCGAGAGCAGCUCUGCAUACAGCAUCCGCCUGGCCUACCUCCUGAGCCCUCUGGCCUGCCUGCUCCUCUGCUUCUGUGGGAUUCUGCGGCGGAUGGUGAAGGGGCUGCCUCAGAGGCUGUUCCUGGGCCAGGAAUACAGGUCACCUCUCAGUGCCAAGGUCUUCUCCUCCUGGGACUUCUGCAUCCGGGGGCAGGAAGCAGCCACCAUCAAAAAGCAUGAGAUCAGCAACGAGUUCAAGGUAGAGCUGGAGGAGGGGUAUCGCUUCCUGCUGGUGCAACAGCAGACCCGGUCCCAGAGAGCCUGCCACCUGCUCACCUACCUGCGGGUCAACGUCCUCAUCGGCCUUCUGGUGGUCGGGGGCAUCAGUGCCAUCUUCUGGGCCACCAAGUACUCGCAGGACAACAAGGAGGAGCCCCUGUUUGUGCUACUCCAAUACCUGCCCCCUGGGGUCAUCGCUCUGGUCAACUUUCUGGGGCCUCUGCUGUUUGUUUUCCUGGUCCAGCUGGAGAACUACCCUCCCAACACUGAGGUCAACCUCACCCUUAUGUGGUGCGUGGUGCUGAAGCUGGCCAGCCUGGGGAUGUUCUCCUUCUCGUUGGGUCAGACCAUGCUGUGCAUCGGCAGAAACAAGACGAGCUGUGAGUCCUACGGCUACGACGCCUGCGACUACCAGUGCUGGGAGAACUCAGUGGCGGAGGAGCUGUACAAGCUGAGCACCUUCAACUUCCUGCUCACCGUGGCCUCCACCUUCCUCGUCAGCCUGCCGAGGAGGCUGCUGGUGGAACGAUUCUCAGGCCGGUUCUGGGCCUGGUUGGACCGGGAGGAGUUCUUGGUGCCCAAGAACGUGCUGGACAUCGUGGCAGCGCAGACGGUUACCUGGAUGGGCCUCUUCUACUGCCCCCUGUUGCCUUUGUUCAACAGCGUCUUCAUCUUCCUCACCUUCUACAUCAAGAAGUACACCCUCCUGAGGAACUCCAGGGCGUCCCCUCGCCGAUUCCGGGCUUCCAGCUCUACCUUCUUCUUCCAGCUGGUGCUCAUCCUGGGCCUGCUUCUGGCCAGCGUGCCGCUGGGCUACGUGGUCAGCAGCAUCCACUCCUCCUGGGACUGCGGCCUCUUUGCCAACUACUCAGCUCCCUGGCAGGUGGUUCCGGAGCUGGUGGCCCUGUGGCUGCCACCCUCCGGCCAGCGUGCCGUCUACUUCCUGGGCUCCCAUGCCUUCAGCUUUCCUCUCCUCAUCAUGCUCAGCCUUGUCCUGACCGUGUGCGUCUCGCAGUCCCAGGCCAAGGCAAGGGCCAUCCACGGCCUCCGGAAGCAGCUGCUAUGGCAAGUCCAGGAGAAGUGGCACCUGGUGGAGGACCUGUCGCGGCUGCUGCCGGAGCCGGGCCUCGCUGACUCUCUGGGGCCCGAGUCCCCUCACUGUCGAUCUCCCCGCCCGCGAUCCUUCUGCCCUGGAUUCCCUUGCCCGGGAUCCCCCAGGCCGGGACCCUCCCUCGCGGAUCCCGCCUGUAUUUUCCACUUCCCCAGCAGCACGGAUCCGACCCCCGCCGCCACCUAGAGCCUCCCCAGGGUCCGACCUGUAGCCCCCACGCCCCACACUCGGGCCCCCUGGUGACCUCCAACCCCUCUCAGUGGGCAUCUCAAAACGGGGUUCACACACCCAAGGGCAGCAGGAAGAAAAUAAGGGAACUUGUGUUUGUAUUUUUAUCUCAUGUUUUUGUUGAGUGUUUUAUACGUGCAUCUUACAGUAGUACAGUAACCCAUGAAUACAAUUUAUGAAUAUACAUC
Rhinolophus ferrumequinum (greater horseshoe bat) is the source of this 2381-nucleotide messenger RNA. RefSeq names its product transmembrane channel like 8 (gene TMC8). The transcript is spliced from 15 exons. Lineage: Eukaryota; Metazoa; Chordata; Mammalia; Chiroptera; Rhinolophidae. Gene Ontology annotation, cellular component: plasma membrane. Bases 16 to 2151 code for a protein of 711 amino acids. Gene Ontology annotation, molecular function: mechanosensitive monoatomic ion channel activity. The record is from RefSeq and is a predicted model, not a curated record.